AUGCCUUCCACUACUGGUUUUGAAGGUAGAAUCAAGGGAGAUAAUGCCGAAUUGAAGAACAGGAAGGAGGUUUCUAGCGAUGAAGAAGAAGUUUUAGAUGAGAAGGAAGAUUACUCAAAGGAAAAAUCAACAGAGCAAGAUCCAUUGGUUAAGAUAGAAGCAUGGAUAAUGCCAUUGGUUUUUACGGCAUUGGCAUUUUUCAUUAGAAUGUACAAGAUCGGUGCUAACAACCGUGUGAUUUGGGAUGAAGCUCAUUUUGGUAAGUUUGGAUCUUAUUAUUUGAGACAUGAAUUCUAUCACGAUGUGCAUCCACCAUUGGGAAAGAUGCUCGUUGGUCUAUCUGGUUAUCUCGCUGGUUACAACGGCUCCUAUGACUUUACAUCUGGUGAGUUUUAUCCUGAAUGGGUUGAUUUUAUCAAGAUGAGAAUUUUCAACGCUGCCUUCUCUGCUCUGUGUGUUCCAUUGGCAUAUUUUACCGCUAAAUCCAUUGGUUUCUCUUUACCAACUGUUUGGUUAUUUACGUGUUUGGUUUUGUUCGAAAAUUCUUUUACAACGUUAGGUAAAUUUAUCCUAUUGGAUUCUAUGCUUCUAUUCUUCACAGUGGCUUCAUUUUAUUGCUUUGUCACUUACCAUAGUUAUAGAAACCAACCAUUUUCCAGAAAAUGGUGGAAGUGGAUUAGUUUGACUGGUAUUACCCUCGGAUGUACCAUUUCUGUCAAGAUGGUAGGUCUUUUCAUCAUUACUGUGGUUGGUAUUUACACCGUGGGUGAAUUGUGGACAUUUUUGGCUGACAAGAAGAUGUCUUGGAGGACUUACUUUUUCCAUUGGUUUGCUAGAAUUGUUUGUUUGAUCUUAAUACCAUCUGCCGUUUUCAUGCUUUGUUUCAAAGUUCACUUUGAUCUUUUGAGCCAUUCUGGUACUGGUGAUGCUAACAUGCCAUCUUUGUUCCAAGCCAAUUUGCAAGGUAGUGGAGUCGGUGAAGGUCCUCGUGAUGUUGCAUUAGGUUCAUCCCGUGUUGCUAUUAAGAACCAAGCCUUGGGUGGUUCUUUGCUACAUUCCCACAUUCAAGCUUUUCCAGAGGGUUCCAACCAACAACAAGUCACUUGCUAUGGUUUCAAAGAUGCAAACAAUUUGUGGCAAUUUGAUAGACCUAGAGGCUUACCAGGUUACAACGAAAAUGAAACCGAUAUUGAAUUCAUUACACAGGAUACAGAAUACAGAUUGGUCCAUAUAAGCACCGGUAGAAAUUUGCACACUCAUCCUAUUCCAGCACCUAUAUCUAGACAAGCUUGGGAAGUUUCUGGUUAUGGUAAUGCUGAAAUUGGUGAUGUUAAGGAUAACUGGGUCAUCGAAGUGAUGGACCAAAGAGGCCCUGAAGAUACUUCUAAGAUCCACCCAUUGACUACUUCCUUCCGUAUUAAAAACGCUGUGUUAAACUGUUAUUUGGCUCAAACCGGUCAACAUCUACCGGAAUGGGGGUUCAGACAAUCAGAAGUUGCUUGUGUGAAAGAUCCAUUCAGAAGAGAUAAGAGAACUUGGUGGAACGUCGAAACUCAUGAAAACGAAUUACUACCACCAAGACCCGAGGGCUUCAAAUUCCCAAAGACUAAUUUCUUCAAGGACUUUAUUCACUUGAAUUUGGCCAUGAUGGCUACCAACAACGCUUUAAUCCCAGAAAAUGAUAAAUUGGACUAUUUGACUUCUGCUGCAUGGCAAUGGCCUUCCUUGAAUAUUGGUCUAAGACUAUGUGGAUGGAGUGAUGAUAACAUUAGAUACUUUUUGCUAGGUACUCCAAUUUCUACCUGGGCUUCAACUGCCGCUGUCGGGAUAUUUGCCGUUUUGUUUGUCCUUUUGGUCCUGAGAUGGCAAAGACAAUACAACGAUUUGAACAAGCCAGGUGAUUUCAAUUUAUUCUUGAUCGGUGGUGUUUUCCCCAUGCUAGCCUGGGGUACACAUUUCGUACCAUUUUUGAUUAUGUCCAGAGUUACUUACGCGCACCACUAUCUGCCAGCACUAUAUUUUGCAUUAAUUGUUUUAUCCUACAUUUUCGAUGCUGGUUUAAAGAGCUGGUCCGUCACUAAGACUAACCAAGUUUUGAGAUUAGCCAUUUAUGCUCUAUUUGGCAUCUCCGUCAUUGCAUGCUUCUUUUAUUAUGGACCAAUUUCAUUUGGUAUGGAAGGUGCAAUCUCCGAUUUCCAAUACUUGGAUUGGUUACCGCGCUGGUACAUCUCUGAUAAGCACAAAAUGCCAUGA
This is a messenger RNA of Zygosaccharomyces rouxii, 2253 nucleotides long. RefSeq names its product dolichyl-phosphate-mannose-protein mannosyltransferase PMT2 (gene PMT2). Gene Ontology annotation, cellular component: endoplasmic reticulum; membrane. The coding region runs from base 1 to 2253 and encodes 750 amino acids. The transcript has a single exon. Gene Ontology annotation, molecular function: dolichyl-phosphate-mannose-protein mannosyltransferase activity. The record is from RefSeq and is a predicted model, not a curated record. NCBI's taxonomy places the organism in Eukaryota, Fungi, Ascomycota, Saccharomycetes, Saccharomycetales, Saccharomycetaceae. Gene Ontology annotation, biological process: protein O-linked glycosylation via mannose.